Australozyma saopauloensis is the source of this 2739-nucleotide messenger RNA. RefSeq lists its product as uncharacterized. Lineage: Eukaryota; Fungi; Ascomycota; Pichiomycetes; Serinales; Metschnikowiaceae. The transcript has a single exon. Gene Ontology annotation, molecular function: protein binding. The record is from RefSeq and is a predicted model, not a curated record. Bases 1 to 2739 code for a protein of 912 amino acids.
AUGCUAGGGAGCAUGGCGGUUGCAAAACCAGCCGAAGUCACUGUAAUCAGCAAAGGGAAAGAGGUUUCCGAGCGAGAUGAGGAGUUCGUCUCCGGCCACGUCGAAGACUGGAACCACGGGAAGGCGGAUCUCUACUCGCUCAUUACAUAUAUGCCCGCCUUGAACCACAUGAAGGCGUUUGGCUCUGCACAACUUACAAGGGAACUUCAUUUCGAGCCACGAAUGUCGUUCGCGCACAUGGACUCAUAUACACUGGUAUCUGCUAAGGCCUACUAUUCUGGCGCUAUUUCUCGGGAGCUCAAGAGAAUGUCGCCGGAGGAGGCCGAGCCUUUCCGAAGCGAUGAACAUGCUCUGCCGUUCUCCGGUCUCCUUCAUGUUCCCGCCUUUUCUUUCUGCACCGGUGGCAUUCUUGCGCUAGAACGGAAACCUGCCCUGUUCUGCUACCAUACUCAUUUCGAGGUCGGUGAGAUUACAUACAUGUUUGGUGGCCUACGCUGUGAUCCUGCUGCGAGUUUGAAGAUGAUGGGUAUUCCAAAAAACACAAAGCUUUCCCAAAUUUCGAUCCGCUUGGCGCAAGAGCUUCCACCUUACGUCGACAAGGGCAUAUUCUUGUCUCCCUCAAUGGCCAACAACUUCUCAUUUGUUACGUUCAAUCCAACUAGAGGAACCGUCCACGAGCAUCCUGUGUCACAAAUGAAAGAGGCCGGGCCUUCGAACAUAUGUGACAUGAACGGAACCAGGAUUUCGGAAACUCAGGUUUUCUUCUGUGGAGGUUUCUACGUGAAUAUCGAUAGUGUCACCUAUAAGCCAGAGCUUGACCGUUGGAUAGUGGAGAAAAGCAUUUCUAUGAAUACUAAAGGAUACAUUCUAGACACCCAAAAACUCUCAUUCUCUAAAGUCGAGAUUGUGGCGAAGCUGGAAACAGUGUACCACGGUCAUGUUGGUGCGACUCUAUCCUCCAGUUACUUUCAAAGCUGCCACCCCCAAAACGAUUCCACGUCUCUCAGUUUUGGAAGUGAAAUCAAGAAGCAUGUGACAAACAGCAGCAUUCCUGACAAUUCAAGUAUCAAUGAUGCUCAAAGGGUCAUCAAUGUUGUAAAUGCCGCGAACGUCUCGAACGAGACAAGCACGAAUCCCUUGUCAAGAUCAAACACAAAAACUCCGGAUAACUCGCAAGUCUCUCGCUCGUCCACGUCUUCAUCAACGACUAAAGUUUCAUCUGCUAGACCUGCAAAUGUAACAUCGCCGUCUGCAGUGAACAAAAAGGCUUCAUUACUUUCCAAAUCGAGUCGCUUUUUUCACAGAAACCUGACCAAACAUUCAAAUAAUAGUAAUCAGUCUUCUGUUUACAGUUCGUAUUCAAAUCAAGUCAAGCAGCAUCGCUCAAAGAGUCUGCCAGUCCAAACAGAAAGUCGACCUUCCUCACCUCAAUACAACCAACAGAAAAUUCCCCCAAUUAAGCUUCAUAUCGACACCCAUCAAGAGAAUCACAAAUUCUCUGAUGUUAAUACGCUUCUUAGUGCUCCAGUCAAUAUUUCGUCGACUUUGGCCGAGAAUGCAAUGCAUGAAGACAAGACGGGUUUUCGCUCACCAGCCAUGUCUUUGGCAAGUGAACCAGAUAUUACAUUUAACACAAGCACCAAGUCUGAGGUUCAGUCUGUGUGUGUUUAUACGUUUGGUGGUUUCUAUCUCGUCAAGGACGAAAUAACAGGAGGAAAAAAGUUUGUUGCUAGCAACAAUUUGCUAAAACUAGAAUUAAUUAUAGACGAAACGUCUCUGUCUCAGUUCCAUAAAGAAGCCCUUAUGGUCCGUGUUGCUCCAACUGGUGAUAUCAUUCCUCUGCCUCGUGGUUUCUUUGCUUUCUUUGUUGCAGAUGUAGAUAGCUCAUUUGAAUCUUGCGAGUUAUAUCCACAGGGACUCCAUGAAGACUCGGACACAGAGUCAAUUAGAUCGGCGGAAUCUAGUUCGGAAGUACUUUCGAGUGGGCAAAGAUCAAAUGCUCAACACAGCAAGUAUUGUAGCGGUGAUGUACAAUUGGAUGGAAAGCGCUUGGUGAUUCAUGGUGGAGUGAACGACGAUGGGCAGGUCUUCUCAGAUUUCUUCUCCUACACCUUUAGUACAGGCACUUGGGAAAGGCUAUCGACAUACGCCUUCGAUUAUUUCAACUUACCAAAGGCGCCAUACGAAGAUGAGAUGCUGGAGAAGAUGGGAUACGCAGCGCAGGUUGAAAAUGCUGUUCCAGAAGAGGCUGAGCUCAGGUGCUGCCAUCAUCGUUCAAUGUUGUAUCGCGAGGACGGUAAAGAGCACGUCAUAUUUUGUGGUGGUUUCUCUAACGACUAUCUUCGACACUUUGAUGAGACGCCUUACACAAGUGAUUUACUAGAUGUUUCGCGCUUGGCUCGCUUACUGUUCUCAUCUACCAAUUCCAAUUUGCUUAGGCUUCCAAUCUUGAAUCUCAGCACACAAACAUGGAAAUUCAGUCGUUUUUUCUACGAUCUUCGGGAGGUAAUGACAAGUGAAGCUGGUCAGCUUUUGUCCCAGAAAAGCUAUAUGAAGAACUCUCGAAUCACAUUUGUUGGGGGAGCUUUCCUGAUCGUUGGAAAACAGCUCACCUUUUGUCACGGGUUGGCCGUAUUUGUGCCUGAAAAAGCCGAAGAAUUCAAGAAAAUGAAUGAGGAGCACUCCUCGUGUUCCAUCUUAUUAGGAGGGCACUUCCAUCUCACGUUUCCCGGGAUCUAA